Molecule: messenger RNA, 4634 nt
Organism: Hyla sarda
Lineage: Eukaryota; Metazoa; Chordata; Amphibia; Anura; Hylidae
Gene: TRIM25
Product: tripartite motif containing 25
Exons: 9
Coding region: 1075-2937 (620 amino acids)
Molecular function (GO): zinc ion binding; protein binding
Source: RefSeq, a predicted model, not a curated record
UCUAUUCCUUCUCUGUCUAUCUACACCGGGGCCGGGUGACAGUUCUCGUUCCCUUCUCAUCUGUCCAUACACAGGGGACGGGUGACAGUUCUCGUUCCCUUCUCAUCUGUCCAUACACAGGGGCCGGGUGACAGUUCUCGUUCCCUUCUCAUCUGUCCAUACACCGGGGCCGGGUGACAGUUCUCGUUCCCUUCUCAUCUGUCCAUACACAGGGGCCGGGUGACAGUUCUCGUUCCCUUCUCAUCUGUCCAUACACAGGGGACGGGUGACAGUUCUCGUUCCCUUCUCAUCUGUCCAUACACAGGGGACGGGUGACAGUUCUCGUUCCCUUCUCAUCUGUCCAUACACAGGGGACGGGUGACAGUUCUCGUUCCCUUCUCAUCUGUCCAUACACAGGGUCUGGGGACGGGUGACAGUUCUCGUUCCCUUCUCAUCUGUCCAUACACAGGGUCUGGGGCCGGGUGACAGUUCUCGUUCCCUUCUCAUCUGUCCAUACACAGGGUCUGGGGCCGGGUGACAGUUCUCGUUCCCUUCUCAUCUGUCCAUACACAGGGUCUGGGGACGGGUGACAGUUCUCGUUCCCUUCUCAUCUGUCCAUACACAGGGGACGGGUGACAGUUCUCGUUCCCUUCUCAUCUGUCCAUACACAGGGUCUGGGGCCGGGUGACAGUUCUCGUUCCCUUCUCAUCUGUCCAUACACAGGGGCCGGGUGACAGUUCUCGUUCCCUUCUCAUCUGUCCAUACACAGGGGCCGGGUGACAGUUCUCGUUCCCUUCUAAUCUGUCCAUACACAGGGUCUGGGGACGGGUGACAGUUCUCGUUCCCUUCUCAUCUGUCCAUACACAGGGGCCGGGUGACAGUUCUCGUUCCCUUCUAAUCUGUCCAUACACAGGGUCUAAGGCCGGGUGACAGUUCUCGUUCCCUUCUCAUCUGUCCAUACACAGGGUCUGGGGCCGGGUGACAGUUCUCGUUCCCUUCUCAUCUGUCCAUACACAGGGGCCGGGGACGGGUGACAGUUCUCGUUCCCUUCUCAUCUGUCCAUACACAGGGGCCGGGUCCCUUCUAGUGUCCACCAUGGCACAGUCUCUGGAGGAGAUGGCUGAGGAGCUGACCUGCUCGAUCUGCCUGAGUCUCUUCACCACCCCGGUGACUCUCCCAUGCGGUCACAACUUCUGCUCCCAGUGUCUGGACUUAAGCUGGAAGGGGGUGCAGGAUGCCCAGUACAACUGCCCACAGUGCCGCUAUGUCUUCUCCAGUAAGCCGGAGCUCAGGAAGAACACCCUGCUCAGCAACCUGGUGAGUCAGGUGAUGGCCGCUCGCAGGGAGGACCCUGACCACCAGGAAGAAGAGUUAGAGGACGAGACCCCUGACAGUGCUCCCAACAAGGAAGCUGUGCUGUGUGACAGCUGCAGGAAGGAGGCUGCCUCCAAAACCUGCCUCACCUGCAUGGCCUCCUUCUGCCAGGAGCACCUGAUGCCUCACCUGCAGAGCCCUGCCUUCCUGGACCACCUGCUGAGCCAGCCCCUGCGGGACCUGAAGGAGAGAAAGUGCACGGAGCACAACAAGCUGAUGGACCACUACUGCUGGGAGCAUGGCCAGUGCCUGUGUGCGUACUGUGCCCUGGGCCACAAGACCUGCAGGACCUACACCCUGCGGGAGGCCAAGCACCAGAAGGAGCUCCAUUACACGAAUAUGUUAAGAAGCGUGAACCAGAAAAUUGAGAAGGCGGCAAACACAGCGGAGGAGGUGAAGAGUGAGCAGAGACGCCUGCUGGAAAAUACCAAGAAGAAGAAGGAACUAAUAGAGGCGGAGUUUGAGGAGAUGAAGAGUCUGAUCGAGGAGGAGCGUCGUGCGGCCAUGGCCAAGAUCGAGGAGGAGGAGAGGAAAGUCACCUCCAAGUUCUCCUACACACAGAACGUCCUGGCCAAGAAGAGGCAGGAGUAUGAGAGGAUGAGCAGCCGAGUGCACAGCCUCCUCCAAGAGCAGGACGACCUCCAAUUCCUCAAGAGGGCCUCUAAACUGAAGGACACGACAUCUAAGGAGCCGUAUAAACCAAAGACGGAGUUUGAUGAGAAGUUGCUGCAGAGCAUCUAUAAGAAGACCGUGUCCCUGAAGGAAAUCAUCAGAUCCAGCUUCUGCCAGACCGAAACUUCAGUAUACAAGUGCCAACCCACAGCAAGAACCUCGGGGGCGGAGCCAAUGUCAGGAGGAGAUGAGGCCGGCAGAUGGAAGAACCCUGCCACCCCAAAACAAGAAGAGAAACCCAACAAGAAUAAACCUAAGUUUAAGAAAGGGUCCAAAUCAACAGAAGCUGAUGCCAGCGAGACAACACCUCAACAAAAGACACAAUCUACCUCAGGUGCCCGUGCCCCGGACCCCAGGGAGACGCUCAUGAUGAGUGCGGAGAAGCUUUCUGCAGACCCCCGUACUGUGCACAAGAAGAUCCUGGUAUCGGAUUUACUCACUAAGUUGUCGGUCAGCGACCACCCCCAGAACUACCCCGAGGACCGGAAGAGGUUUGUCAGCUGUUCCCAGUUCCUCUGCUCCCAGGGCUUCUCCCAGGGGCUCCAUUACUGGGAGAUCCUGAAGGAGGGGGGGCACUUCAGCGGGUUGGGAGUGGCUUACCAGAGCAUUGCCCGGACUGGACCGGAGAGCCGCCUCGGCCGCAACAAGGUGUCCUGGUGCAUUGAGUGGUGUAACGGGAAGCUGCAGGCCUGGCACGACGACAAGCAGACCGAUCUCACCUGCCCCAACACCAACAAGUACGGCGUGCUCAUCAACUGCGACCAGGGCACCGUCUCCUUCUACUGCAUCGGUAAAAAGUGCAGCGAGAUCUAUAAGUUCCGGGCCCGGUUCUCCGAGCCGCUGUACCCCGCCUUUUGGAUGUUCUCCAGCCACACCUCCCUGACACUUAACGCCUUCAACAUGGAGCCCUAAGAGGUCACUGCAGGGGGAGGUAGAGGGGGAACUAAGCUUAUUGAGGGAACCAUAAUGAUUCCACCAUUCGCUGACCCUCCUGUCACCUCCAGAGCUGCCCUCGCAUCCCGUCUCAUCCUCCAGAGCUGCCCUCGCAUCCCGUCUCAUCCUCCACAGCUGCCCUCGCAUCCCGUCUCAUCCUCCAGAGCUGCCCUCGCAUCCCGUCUCAUCCUCCAGAGCUGCCGUCGCAUCCCGUCUCAUCCUCCAGAGCUGCCCUCGCAUCCCGUCUCAUCCUCCAGAGCUGCCCUCGCAUCCCGUCUCAUCCUCCAGAGCUGCCCUCGCAUCCCGUCUCAUCCUCCAGAGCUGCCCUCGCAUCCCGUCUCAUCCUCCAGAGCUGCCCUCGCAUCCCGUCUCAUCCUCCAGAGCUGCCCUCGCAUCCCGUCUCAUCCUCCAGAGCUGCCCUCGCAUCCCGUCUCAUCCUCCAGAGCUGCCCUCGCAUCCCGUCUCAUCCUCCAGAGCUGCCCUCGCAUCCCGUCUCAUCCUCCAGAGCUGCCCUCGCAUCCCGUCUCAUCCUCCAGAGCUGCCCUCGCAUCCCGUCUCAUCCUCCAGAGCUGCCCUCGCAUCCCGUCUCAUCCUCCAGAGCUGCCCUCGCAUCCCGUCUCAUCCUCCAGAGCUGCCCUCGCAUCCCGUCUCAUCCUCCAGAGCUGCCCUCGCAUCCAGUCUCAUCCUCCAGAGCUGCCCUCGCAUCCCGUCUCAUCCUCCAGAGCUGCCCUCGCAUCCCGUCUCAUCCUCCAGAGCUGCCCUCACAUCCCGUCUCAUCCUCCAGAGCUGCACUCACGUCCCAACCCUGGAGAGGGCUGGUGACAUCACCGUGAUGGGGGCCCCACUCUAAUUGAGGUGGGGGUGUGGCCCUGUCACGCUGUUCAGUGUGGUACUACUCACUUGUGGUGUCUGCUCACAAUCCUCUGUUCUGCUGUGAGGUCAGGUGACUGCAGUAAUUAAUCAUUGUAGCAAGUGGUAGCAUUUAAUACAGUGGGAACCGCCCAUCUAAUAGUCAUGUGAACCAGCAGGGACCGCCCAUUUAAUAAUCAUUUGACCCAGCAGGGACCAUCCAUCUCAUUGUCAUGUGACACAGCAGGGACUGCCCAUGUCAUAUUGUCAUGUGACACAGAAAGGACUGCCCCUGUCAUAUCAUUGUCAUGUGACAGCAGGGACUGUUCACGUCAUGUGACACAGCAGGGACCGCCCACGUCAUAUCAUUGUCAUGUGACAGCAGGGACCACCCAUCUCAUAUCAUUGUCAUGUGACACAGCAGGUACUGCCCUAUUGAAAGGGACCUAUUCAGACGCAGUAUCAGGGUCCACUGAUUUACUAAACACCUUUUUAUGAUGGCCGCUCACCUGAUAAAAGGAAAUAAUAGUGUAAAGAUGGCUGCUUACACAAUAAGAUGAGAUAAUAGUGUAAAGAUGGCCGCCACACAAUAGGAUGAGAUAAUAGUGUAAAGAUGGCCGUCACACAAUAAGAUGAGAUAAUAGUGUAAAGAUGGCCGCCACACAAUAGGUUGAGAUAAUCGUGUAAAGAUGGCCGCUCACACAAUAGGAUGAGAUAGUGUAAAGAUGGCCGCUCACACAAUAGGAUGAGAUAAUAGUGUAUAGAUGGCCGCUCACACAAUAGGAUGAGAUAAUAGUGUAAAGAUGGCCGCUCACACAAUGAGAUAA